AUGGCUUCAACCAAACUACCGAUUCGCUACCAGGAUCCCGAGUAUCAGGAAACUCACCGAGCAGUGUUUCAAGGAUCUUUGACUCGGCCAUUGAAGCAGGUGCUGCCACCAGGCGUAACACAUGCUGACUUCAAGCUUGCUAUUGAAGAAUUUGUACGUGCGCUUGGUCCCGAUGGAGUCAUAGUUGGCGAUGCCAUAUCGGACUACGUCGAUCCAUAUGAGCUGUACGAGGACAAUGAGUCGGAGCGGAAAGUUGCGAGCGCGGCUGUACUCCCUCGAUCAGUCGAGGAACUUCAAUCAAUUUUGAAAGUCGCCAAUAAGUACACUAUUCCAUUGUGGACAUUUUCGCGGGGAAAAAACCUUGGGUAA
Molecule: messenger RNA, 369 nt
Organism: Penicillium vulpinum
Lineage: Eukaryota; Fungi; Ascomycota; Eurotiomycetes; Eurotiales; Aspergillaceae
Product: D-lactate dehydrogenase
Exons: 2
Coding region: 1-369 (122 amino acids)
Molecular function (GO): flavin adenine dinucleotide binding
Source: RefSeq, a predicted model, not a curated record